CACACCCAUCCCCAAAAUUUAUGUACAGAUUUACGUAGUUUAUGCUUUUCGAGGGGAGGGGAGGGGAGACACCCUGUACGGUCAUGGCGAGGGCUGCAAGCCUCGUAACGAAAUUCGCAUUACGAUCUUACACCCUUUGGUUCCCUCCUUGGACCCCCCUCGCCCAGACCCACCUCUCUGAUAUACUCUCUAAGUGCAUUUCUGAAACUAUACCAAGCCGAAGGACCUUACGAACAUUUUCGAGACGCGAGGUCGUCCGCGAUCGGAAUUUCGCUAAUUCGGACCCGACGCACCGCGGUGCAUCUCUGGUUGAGUAGCUGCAGGCGCAACGCGAGCCCGAAAGCAGUGAAGUUGGCAACGAUUAAUAACAGAGUAACGUAUUGUUUUGAAGAUUGACAAGCGAGCGCAGCCCGAAAGACGGACGUUCGACAUUUUUGUUUCAAGAAACGUCAAAAAAAGGGGUCGACGUGUGUCUUUUAUACGCGUGUCUAAGCGACGGACCUUUAUCCUUUAUUUAAAACCCGAGGAUGAUUUUAUAAAUGGGAAAGCGAUAUUCGCCAACCGAUACUUGACAGGCGGAUUCAUAAGAAUGAUCGAUACCCCGUCCAAUCCUGACGUUAUCUCAAGUCGCACCUGGACCGCCACUUUUAUCAGUCUCAUCGCGUUGCUUUCUCAUGGGAGUUACGUGCAGGCUGCAACAAAUCGUCACGUCCGGGACAACGUCGUCUACGGCAGCAGCGAUCUCGUUACUUCCGGUACCCUGAAAGACGUUGGAAAAUCAAAAGAAACUGACAGAGUCACUGCCCACCUUCAUAGUGCUGGCGCGAAUGAUGUCUCGGUCCAGGAUAACCAUGAUGACAAUAGUCCUGCACUUAAUUCCUUCCUCGAAAAUGUCCUGAAAGCACAAAACGAACUUAAAUGGAUCGAUCAGGCUGUACGUCGUGUCGACGUUGGGGAGAAACGUUUUGACAGGUUUCAGUCCGGAUCGGAUAGAUUCGGACGGAUGUCUGAUUUGAACUCUAAGGAUAUAUAUCAGACAAGGAUCCGCGUUAAAAGAGAUUUGGAUCAAGCGAAGGGUCCUGAUGCGUCUUGGGUGCCGGAGAAAAAAAAAUACGAGAAUGAUUACCGUGGAUUUCCAGAGAGAACGUAUCUCGAUGACGAAUUGAAGUUCAAGAGAGACGUUGAUCCUGAUGAUUUUCAAGAAGACACCGUGAACCUACUCUGGCGGUGGCUCUAA
This is a messenger RNA of Cephus cinctus (wheat stem sawfly), 1237 nucleotides long. RefSeq lists its product as uncharacterized. The transcript is spliced from 5 exons. Bases 590 to 1237 code for a protein of 215 amino acids. NCBI's taxonomy places the organism in Eukaryota, Metazoa, Arthropoda, Insecta, Hymenoptera, Cephidae. The record is from RefSeq and is a predicted model, not a curated record.